Molecule: messenger RNA, 1077 nt
Organism: Quercus lobata
Lineage: Eukaryota; Viridiplantae; Streptophyta; Magnoliopsida; Fagales; Fagaceae
Exons: 3
Coding region: 1-1077 (358 amino acids)
Source: RefSeq, a predicted model, not a curated record
AUGCGAGCUUCAACUAACAUUAGUUGCAGUAGCAAAAAAUCACAUCCAAAUUGCAACCUUUUUAACUUGGAUGCAAAGGUAUUCAAUAUUGUUGGAGCAUCAUGUAAACGUCGUGACAUUCUUCGCGAAAAACGUAAUGCUGAAGUUAUAGAAGCACUAAAAAAUAAUGAAAUUUCAACUGGUCGUGGCUUGAAUCAAGAAAUGAGUCUAAAAAGACCUAGAGAUACAUGUUGGAGUUCUCAUUAUGGUGCACUUGUUAAUCUUAUUCACAUGUUUUCUUCUAUAAUUUAUGUGACUGAAACUAUUAUAGAAGAUGGUUUAGAUUCUGAUCAGAAAGCAGAAGCAAAUAUCUUAAUUGGUUUACUCCAGACAUUUGAAUUCGUAUUUGAUUUACAUUUGAUGAAAGGUGUGCUUGGCAUAAGUAAUGAGUUGUCACAGGCAUUACAACAAAAAGAUCAAGAUAUUGUGAAUGCUAUGAAGUUGGUUGACAUUUCAAAGCAACAUUUACAAGCCAUGAGAGAUGAUGGGUGGAACACUUUGCUAGAAGAGGAACUUAAUAGUCGUUUUGAAAAUUCUGAAUUAUUACUUUGUGUUGCGUGUUUGAACCCAGAUAACUUAUUUUCAGCAUUCAACAAGGAGAAAUUGAUUCGGCUUGCUCAGUUUUAUCCAAGUGAUUUUUCAACAGUUCAAGUUUCUUUCUUGGAUAACCAACUUGAGACAUACAUCCAUGACAUGCGGUCCACUGAAGAGUUUUCAGUACUUAAAGGAAUUGGACAGCUUGCUGAAAAGAUGGUAGAAAUGAAUAAGAAUGUUUUAUAUCCAUUGGUUUACUCAUCAGUGACUUUGACAUUGAUCUUACCAGUUGCAACAGCUACUGUUGAAAGAGCUUUUUUAGCAAUGAACAUAAUUAAAAAUCGAUUAUGCAAUCAAAUAAGAGAUCAGUGGAUGAAUGAUUGCUUAGUCACAUAUAUUGAGAAAGAUAUAUUCAAAACUAUUGAUUGUGAAGAAAUCAUGCAACGGUUUCAAAAUAUGAAAAAUCAUCGAGGGCAAAUGAGUAAGCUAGAUGUGAAAAAAUAA